Messenger RNA from Hyaloscypha bicolor E, 1108 nucleotides. RefSeq lists its product as uncharacterized. The coding region runs from base 121 to 1002 and encodes 293 amino acids. The record is from RefSeq and is a predicted model, not a curated record. NCBI's taxonomy places the organism in Eukaryota, Fungi, Ascomycota, Leotiomycetes, Helotiales, Hyaloscyphaceae. The transcript has a single exon.
GGGCAGCGAGUUUGAAAAUGUUGUCUUGGGAAGAGCGGAUCUUCGGCCGCUUGGCUGACAAAGCCUGUGGAGGCGAGCAUUGCAGGCAGGGGGGCUUCUGACAUCGGUUCAUCACUUUACAUGUAUGAAGGUACCUUUAUUCAUGUUUUUGCCUGCACAAAACAUACUAUCCAUUGUCACAAACUACUCAUGGCAUCCAAAUUGCAGUCUACAGCUCCAGCAAGCUUUACUAUAUUUUCCGAACUGCCAAAGGAGCUGCGAUGCAUGAUCUGGGCCAGAUCUGCUCAACUUCGACCCCGAGUAAUCCAGCUUUUCUACGAGUCAAGCACAAACACAUGGCACGCAUGGAAAUACAGCUGCGGACGGCUUCCGCCGACACGGAAAGUCUCGAGAGAAGCACUCAAGGAGGCAUUGAAAGGAUACACCAAGGCUUUCGAUACCUAUGUGGAUUUUGAGGAAGAUACAAUAUUCAUCAGCGACCCAGUGUUCGUCUUGCAGAAGCCAAUGAGAUCUCUCCUCAGCACAAAGUUUGCGAAUCGAGUUCAGCAUAUUGCAAUUCCCAGUGAGACGUAUGCGGGGUUCAUAGAGUCUGCUGUCAAAUUCUCAGGUCUAUGUUAUUGGCUGACAACCAUUUUGCGGAAGCUCAAAGGGCUUGCCCAUUCCACACUGGUCAUAUUCGAAGAUCAUAUCGACGAUCAUAUUCAUGAUUCUGACUCGUAUGUCACUGAUUGGGACUGUUCAACGGAUGAGAGUGAGGUCGAGAACAUCGGUAGUGGACAUGGGCCCGGCGAGAAGGAAGCUGGUGCUCCGAGCAGAUCUACAGUGGAUAACGAUGCUGACAAUGAGGCGGCUCAACAUCUUCGCCGGCGUUUGGCACGUUUAGAGAAGGACGCACUUGCAAAUAUGUCGAAAGGCUCGUACCCCACCCUGGCAAUAUACACUUCGAAAGCGCGAUGGAAAAUGAGGAUUACUGGGAAGACUGAAAUGAAUAUAAAAUCAUGAUAGUCGAACAAUGUGAGGAAGAGAAGGCCGCAAAUCCCGAGUGGGUUCGCCCAAAGCUCAGCAUAAUGCUCCUCAAGUACGGGCCGAAUCGGCUUGGGGAUUUUAC